Entamoeba invadens IP1 is the source of this 1602-nucleotide messenger RNA. RefSeq names its product heat shock cognate HSP70 protein, putative. Gene Ontology annotation, molecular function: ATP-dependent protein folding chaperone; ATP binding. The coding region runs from base 1 to 1602 and encodes 533 amino acids. The record is from RefSeq and is a predicted model, not a curated record. The transcript has a single exon. Lineage: Eukaryota; Evosea; Mastigamoebida; Endamoebidae.
AUGAGUAAGAAAACAUACUUCGUCGGAAUCGACUUGGGAACGACAUUCUCAGCAGCGUUCGUCUUCGACGAGGUCCGCCAAGAAGCAAAGGUUUUGACAUUUUUAAAUGGAGACAAUUCAAUGGCUUCCGUUGUGAAUUACAAAAGAAGAGCCGUAGGCGCCCAAAGCCUUGACGUCAUCUGUGAAGUCAAAAGAUUGAUUGGAUGUCAAUAUAGCGAUCCUGCUGUACUUGAAGAGACGCUACCAUACCUCCCUUAUGAAGUCGAGAAGGAUGAAAAAAGUGGACUUUGUCGAAUCAAAAUCGACUAUGACGAUGGGCGACCAACUAUUUAUCGAAGCCCAGAACAAGUCAGUGCUGUUAUCUUGUACAAAAUCAAGGUGGAGAUUCAGCGCUCCUUUGGAUUUAAAGAGGGCACCGAUGAGAUGCGCGUUGUUGUGACGUGUCCUGCUUACUUCAAAGACCUUCAAAAGGAACUUACGUCUGAAGCCGCCCGUCAAGCUGGGUUAGAUGUUAUAAAAGUGUUACAGGAACCUUCUGCAGCGGCUUAUUGUUAUGGUCUUGAAAAGUUAGAAGAUGGGUUGUUCUUCACGUUCGACUUUGGAGGAGGAACCCUUGAUACCACUGUCAUGAAAAAGGCCGGUACGAACAUCACUUUUGUAUGGAACGGAGGGGACCAACACUUAGGUGGUCUUGAUGUUGACAAGGAGCUUGUGAAGUUGAUCGAAAACCGCAUUAAAGAGAUCAACCCUGGCUUGUUAAACCGACUUUUUAAAAAGAGUGGGAAUGAAGGGAGUUCGCGGAGAAUGAUUAAACAACGACGCGAGUUUAACUUGAAGAAAAUCCUCGAGAACGUGAAAGUGUCACUUUCGCAGUUGCCGAUGGUCGAUGUUGAUUUGUCUGAUAUAUCUGAGGAGGCUGGAACACUUGGUCUUGUCCUGAGUCGAGAAGACCUUGAAACGGCGUGUGAGAAGUUGUUUGAAAGGUGUAUGGGCGUUGUGAAGAAAACAUUGAAAGAGUCUAAUAUUAGUGCCAAAAGCAUUAAAAAGGUGAUACUUGUUGGAGGAAGUUCACAGAUUCCAAAGAUCAGAGAGAUGUUGGGGGAAUAUUUUGGAGCAGAGAAAUUGUUAGAUUCGAUCGACUGCAAUUUGGUUGUGGCGAAAGGUGCAUGCAGGUACGCGUUUGACUUUGGGAAAGGCGCGUUACAAAUUACAAUUAAUGAAGUGAUGACGAGGGAUUUAUAUUUAGAAGGUGUCGACGAAAGGGGGAAAGUAUACAAAGCAAAGAUUGUGGAAAAAGGAACAGCAUUGCCUUUAAAAGAAAGUAGUUUCCCGGCACAAGCUAUCAAUUCUGAGAUCGAUAUUGUUCUGUUUGAAGAGGAGACUGAGUUGGGGAGAUUCACUGCAAAAACAAACAUUCACUCUGGUGACUAUGUUAUGAUUAAAGUUGGAGUUGAUACUAAUGGUGUUGUCAAAUUAAAUGUCUUGGACAAAGAUGGUAAAAUUGAUCCGAACUCAGUUGUUGCAAAUGUCGAAAGAAAAAAGGUGGGAGACAUAAAACAGACUGGGAAGGCAAGUCAAGAAGUCGUGGAAUUCUUCUCGUAA